AUGUACUCCCAGACACGAUCCAUAACCCCAGCUUCCGCCUCUGCUUCGUAUCGUCCAUUACAACCUGUGCCUGGAAGCGGUACAUCAUCAUCAAACAAUCACCAUCAUCAUGGAUUGUCUGUGGGUGUUCAUAAGAUCCAAAGACCGCUCUCCGCUCUCAACACAAACACCAACAACAAUAAUAACAACGGAGCUGGCAUCACAGCAACACGAAGAAAUCCUACUCCAACAGUAUCUCACAACAAAUUGCAACCUACAUCAGCCAUGAACAAGGUUAUAGUUGAGGAGAGAUGUUAUAAAAAGAAUGAGAGAGGAGAACGACAAGUUUCAAUACGGAAGUAUUAUCAAGAAAGAUUUCUAGGUAAAGGUGGCUUUGCACAAUGCUUUCUUUUCAGACAAGUAGGCAAUAACAAGAUAUAUGCCGCCAAAAUUAUUGACAAGCAAUCACUACAAAAGGAAAACGUCAAACAAAAGCUUUAUUCUGAAAUUAAGAUACAUAACUCUCUUUCUCAUCGCCAUAUCGUCAAAUUUGUAAGGUACUUUGAAGAUGAAACAAAUGUAUAUAUUCUUCUCGAACUAUGUAACUGUGGUUCUAUGAUGGAGCUUAUGAAACAAAGACAACGAUUAACUGAGCAAGAGGCAAGAUUUUUUCUUCACCAAUUAUUGAUGGCAUGUUUGUAUAUGGGCGAACAUCAAGUAAUCCAUCGAGAUUUGAAACUGGGAAACUUGUUUCUUACCGACAAGAUGGAAAUCAAGAUUGGAGAUUUUGGACUUGCAACAACUGUAGAAUAUGAUGGAGAAAGAAAGAAGACAAUUUGUGGUACCCCAAACUAUAUUGCUCCUGAGGUUCUUAUGAAUAAGGGACACAGUUAUGAAGUGGAUAUUUGGUCUAUUGGUGUUAUACUGUAUACAAUGCUUGUUGGAACGCCUCCUUUUGAAACAAAAGAUGUCAAAGAAACAUACAAAAAGAUUAAGCAUAACGACUAUGGCUUUCCAGAGGGUCUUGACAUCAGUAACAAGGCCAAAAAUCUCGUACGGAAAAUUUUGAGACGCAACCCAGACGAUAGACCAACCGUGAAAGAAAUCCUUCUGGAUCCAUUCUUUGUGGGCGUAUCAGUUGAUCAGUGCCCUCCAUCUCUAGUAGAAUAUGCUAGGUCUCAUGCCCUUAAAAUUGGAGACUUGGAAGACAACACCAUUCCAGCUUACAGUUCAAAGAACCCUGAACUUCAACAACAGUUGCAAAAGUUAAGGCAACAAGAGCGUGUUCCUUUCAGACAAAUAGACAACAUGCUCCACCAAAGACCUUCAACUAGUGACCACAUGACCACAACUGGGGUUUCAAAGCAACAACAUGCCUUACCCCUUGGUUCCAGCUUUAGACCUCCUUUAGCCACGGUUGCUGUCAACAAUGAAAAUGUUAAUCCUCUUCCUUCUCAACCCACCUCCACCUUUUCGAAACCACCUUCCUCACAUCUUCACCUCAAUUCUCAUCAUACUUUGACAAAGCCAACAACCACAACUCAUGCUUCAGAAGUACCUUCUUCAACAACAAGAUAUCCAACGAGUGAUAGAUCCAACUCUGCUCAACCAACUCAGCCAGCAUUUGCCAUCCCUGAAUAUCGUCAACCUGUACAAACUACAAGUCAAACCUCCCGUUUGCCAACACCAAAGAGAAGAUCGCCAAGCGAAGACGAGAAUAAGAGCAAGCCUAGAACUCCAACAACCAAUACAGAGGCUGCUCUUGAUCCACCCGUGAAGAAAUCGAGAACUCCAUCCAACGCUCCAAUUUCUCCUUCUUCUGGAUUUUCUCCAACAGGUCUCGCCUUGGAUCCAAUUCUUGGUGAUGCAACAGCUGAGGACGACUUAUCUAGCCCUGUUGCUUUAGAGUUACCAUCGGUAUGGAUUGCUUAUUGGGCCGAUUUCUCUUCAAAAUACGGACUUGCUUACAUGCUUAAUACUGGAAGCGUUGGUGCUUUAUUCAACGACUCAACCAAAAUUCUUUUCACACCAGCUACCGAAGAGGUAAAUUAUUAUGAGAGAAAAAUCAGUGGAGAAACCGUAUACGAGGAAAAGACCACGUUUUCUAUCACCAACUUUCCACAAGCAUUGCAAAAGAAGAUUACUCUCAUCAAGUAUUUUACUAGUUAUUUAGAAAAGUUGAAACAGAAUGAAUCUGAACUGCCACCAUUGUCCUCAACUCAGACAGUGGCAAGUCGAGCUACAUUCCAAAAGAACCUGCCUUGCCUUUCACAAGAGCAACAGAACCUAUCUUUGUUAAGCGAUGGCUCAGAACACAACAUGCAAUCAUUUUCCGAUUGA
Messenger RNA from Naegleria lovaniensis, 2319 nucleotides. RefSeq lists its product as uncharacterized. Lineage: Eukaryota; Heterolobosea; Eutetramitea; Acrasida; Naegleriidae. The transcript has a single exon. The record is from RefSeq and is a predicted model, not a curated record. Gene Ontology annotation, cellular component: spindle pole; centrosome; nucleus. Gene Ontology annotation, molecular function: protein binding; ATP binding; protein kinase activity. Bases 1 to 2319 code for a protein of 772 amino acids. Gene Ontology annotation, biological process: protein phosphorylation; mitotic cell cycle; regulation of cytokinesis.